Messenger RNA from Hypanus sabinus (Atlantic stingray), 2448 nucleotides. RefSeq names its product solute carrier family 5 member 11 (gene slc5a11). Gene Ontology annotation, cellular component: plasma membrane. Gene Ontology annotation, biological process: transmembrane transport. The record is from RefSeq and is a predicted model, not a curated record. Bases 183 to 2384 code for a protein of 733 amino acids. NCBI's taxonomy places the organism in Eukaryota, Metazoa, Chordata, Chondrichthyes, Myliobatiformes, Dasyatidae. Gene Ontology annotation, molecular function: D-glucose:sodium symporter activity. The transcript has 17 exons.
GAUUCAUCAGUUGCUUGUUAUAAGGGCAGUAGCUUCCAUUGAUGUGGAAGGAUUACUCUUCCUGCGUCUCCCCACUGUGACCCCAUGGAUACAAGUGGCAAUGCAGAAUAAACUCAGUGCUCCUGUGUGAUGUAAUCCUGGCAGCAACUUUAACUCAGACAAGAACUGAUCGAAGGGGAGGUAUGGAGACAAGGAUAUGGAGAGAUGGGACCAUGGUAAAGGCAGGUGGCACCCUGACCAAUACGGUGGAACCUGAGUCAGUUCUGCCAGAAGACAAGGCUCUGGAUGUGGCUGACAUUGUGGUCCUGGUUUUGUAUUUGCUUUUUGUCUUGGCAGUAGGACUCUGGUCCAUGUACAGGACAAAGAGGAACACAGUAAAGGGCUAUUUCCUUGCUGGGAAGGACAUGGUGUGGUGGCCGAUCGGAGCCUCGCUCUUUGCCAGUAAUGUGGGAAGUGGUCAUUUCAUUGGAUUGGCUGGGACUGGGUCAGCUUCCGGUAUCGCAGUGAGUGCGUAUGAAUUCAACGCAAUGUUCAUUCUAAUCCUGCUGGCCUGGUUCUUCCUGCCCAUUUACAUUGCAGCUGAGGUGAAUACCAUGCCUGAAUACUUACGGAAACGCUUUGGAGGACAGAGAAUCCGACUUUUUAUUGCAAUUCUCUAUUUGUUCAUCUACAUAUUUACAAAGAUAUCAGUGGAUAUCUAUGCAGGAGCUGUCUUUAUUCAACAAGCUCUCCAUUGGGAUUUGUACAUCGCAGUGAUCGGGUUGUUGCUCAUCACCACCCUCUACACUGUUGGAGGUGGGCUGGCAGCUGUAAUAUACACCGAUGCACUCCAGACUGUCAUCAUGUUGAUUGGAGCUCUAAUUCUUAUGGGAUAUGCUUUCGUUGAAAUUGGAGGUUACUCGGGUCUCCAGGAGAAAUAUUUCCAUGCCAUUCCAAGUGUCCGUGACCUCAACACCUCCUGUGGCUAUCCAAGGGAAGAUGCUUUCCACAUUUUCCGGGAUCUCUUGACCUCUGACUUUCCUUGGCCAGGAGUACUGAUUGGAAUGACAAUCCCAUCAAUCUGGUAUUGGUGCACUGACCAGGUCAUUGUCCAGAGGUCCCUAUCUGCCAGGACACUCCUACAUGCCAAAGCUGGAUCGUUGUUUGCUGCCUGCUUAAAGGUUCUACCCAUCUUUAUAAUGGUUAUCCCGGGUAUGAUCAGCCGAGUGCUAUUUACAGGUAAGUGGAGGUGUUUGGUGAUUUGCCAUGUACCACAUUCCUGCAGAUCAUCAACUCUUACUUCCACUGUAACUCUCUUUUUAGAUCAUGUGGCCUGUGCUGAUGCUGACUCCUGCCAAAGGAUCUGCGGUAACCCGAUCGGUUGCUCUGACAUUGCCUACCCAAAGCUGGUAAUGGAGUUACUACCAGGAGGGCUGCGGGGCCUGAUGAUGUCAGUCAUGGUCGCUGCUCUCAUGUCCUCCCUCACUUCGAUCUUCAACAGUGCAAGCACAUUAUUUACAAUGGACAUCUGGCACCACAUCCGGCCCCACUGCAGCGAAUGGGAGCUCAUGGUUGUUGGCAGGAUCUUUGUGCUGGUGCUGGUGGUGUUGUCCAUCCUCUGGAUUCCUCUGGUGCAAAUCAGCCAAGGUGGCCAGCUCUUCAUGUACAUCCAGUCCAUCAGCUCAAACCUGCAGCCACCGGUGGCAGUGAUCUUCAUGGCUGGCUGCUUCUGGAGACGGGCCAAUGAGAUGGGUGCAUUCUGGGGCCUCCUCCUAGGGAUCCUGGUGGGCUGCUGUCGAAUGAUUUUGGAUUUUAUUUAUCCCGAGCCUAUGUGUGGCCAACCUGAUAAACGGCCGCUGAUCACCAAACAUGUUCAUUACCUGCACUUCUCCAUUCUCCUCACUGUCUUCACACUGAUCACCGUGGUAGUCAUCAGUCUUUGUACUGCACCUCCAGAGCCUGACAAGAUUAGCCGUUUGACCUGGUUCACCCGUUUCGAUGUGACCAAUUCUGAGGCAAGCCAGAGUGAAACAGUUGCUCCAAGUCUUGGGGAGAAACGGUCUGAAGGAGAUAACAAGAACCAUGAGGGAAUCAGCAAAAGAAGCCAAUUUACCCUGUCAACAGAGCAAUGUGAAGAAUUUAAGGUUGAAUCAGAGGAAAUCACCAACAUGUGCCACGUCAGCAACUCAGCAGGUGAAUCGGAGAAGCAAAGAUCAAAGCUGGUUUCCUUUCUGCUGUGGUUCUGUGGGAUGGAUAAGAGGGAAGAAGCAGAGAGUUCUGCACCAACUGAAACUCCAGACCACCCACAAUUGCACACAGAGGACUCUCAAAAGCAUUAUCUCAUUAAUGUUAGUUUAAUUGUCUGCUUGAGUGCUGCUGUGUUUCUCUAUGCUUACUUCGCUUAAAAUAAUCAAAUGAUGUAAUAUUUCUUACAUUUAUACUACAGUAAAACUGUUACAAUUCUAAAAA